UAUUUAUACUUCUUUUAUUCUCAAUUUCCUAACAUAAUUUUACUAAAAAAUUCUGUUUUUGAGUUUGUCUAAGAAAUGGUAAGGAGAAUUAGUAUUGGACAAUUGUUCCCGUACUAAGCAAAAAUGAGCUGUAUAAAACAUGAUGGCGCACAAGCCGCGAAAAAUGGAAGCUUCUGACGAGACCACGAACCCACGAGCGGCGGUCGGACGGACGUACGUUACUGCUGAAGACGACCCAGUGGCGACCACAAUCGGACGUGACAGCGGCGACAAAGAACGGACAUUCAACUGCCGUCGGAUCACAAAGCUUUCGACGAACACCACCGAUUCUUGUUGCGUACACCCCCAAGCUUUUGACGAACACCACGGUGACGAUCGUGGGCCACGAGAGGUUGUAAAGUCAACAGGACAAUAGGACCCAAUGGAUAUGGAUGCUGUAUCGGAAGCAAGCACAUCAGUCAUUUGUGAUAAUACUAGUGGUCUGGGGGCAGAUGAACAUGACAGUAUAUCUCGAGCUAGUGGAGAUUUAGCAAAUGGCAGUGAAGUCAUAACCAGAUUGGAAUUGGAUGUAGCACGUGCAUCCGAAAAGUUAGUUAACUUAAAUGUUCUCAUGAUGCAUAUUGCUACACGGGAGAGCGAGUUUGAAGCUUUUGCUUUCGAGAAUGAUCAUAUGUUUGAUGAUUCUGUUAAAAGAGCAUCCGAAAUUGAUCUCCUAGCUGGUUUUUUAGAUUCAGAGAUGGACAGGGUGGAUGCUUUCUUGGCGAGGAUUCAAAAUGAUAUCUUUCAUGCUCACGAAUUGAUACCUUUCUGCAAAUUCUCCAGUGAAACUUUAAUGUAUCUGGAAGAAAAGUUGCAAGAUUCUAAAGAAUCCUUAAAACAAUCACAUGAACUGAUCUCUGAUAUUAGAAUGCAGUCAGCAAAGUUGCAGAAGAAUCUACGUUGUUAUUAUAAUGGAAACGGUGAUAGGGGAACAGACUUACAAGAGGCUAGUCAAUUGUUGGAGAGGAAUCCUGUAAUAGACAUGCGAACAGCUGAACAUCAGAUACACAUUCUGAGGAUGCUGGAGAAAUCUCUGGCAAGAGAGAUGGAUCUUGAAAAGAAGCUGACUGAAACAAGUCUAAUGGAUGAUGAGCUGAAACUGAGGCUCCAUUCUUCACAACAAGAUGUUUAUUCUUUGGAGGAAGAAUUAGAAGAUGUUUGUGGGAGAUGUUUUGAAGCAGAAAAUGCAUCAGAGGUCCUCACAGGAAUUUCAAAAGAAUUACUUGGUGGACUUCAACUUUUACAAUUCAAUAUAAAUGGUUCAAUACAGAGAGAAGCUGAGUUGAAAUUAAAAUUUGAAGGCUCCAUGGAACAACUGAAAGCCAAAGAUUGUGAGUUGCUUAAUUGCAAGAACAAGAAUGCUGAGCUGAAGAGCACUUUACACUUGCAAAUUGAUGCCUUGAAAUCCAAAUUGAUGGAAAAUGAACAAAAACUGAUUGAUACCAAUUUUGAGACUAUGACUUUGAAGGAGAAUGUGAAUUUUCUUGAGAAACAGCUUAAGGAAUCUGAGGAAAAAAUUGAAGCACUUAAAAGACAGUUACGAGAAACAGAUAUGCAACUUCAGCAGGCUGUGGCUUCAGCUGAAGCUAGUCAGGAGAAGCAAAACAUGCUAUAUGCUACAAUCAAUGACAUGGAAAAUUUGAUCGAGGAUCUGAAGUUGAAGGUUAUGAAAGCAGAUGGUAGAGCUGAUCGUGCAGAGGAAAACUGCAUCCUAUUAUCUGAAUCUUAUGCGGAACUUAAUGAGGAACUGAGGCUUGUUCGUGGUAAACUUGGUUGUUUGGAGGCAUCUUUGCAACAGGCAGAGUAUAGAAAGAAGGCUUCAGCGAAGGACAUUAAUGUGCGCACUAAAGUUAUAACCAAUUUGGUUAUGCAAUUGGCUAUUGAGAGAGAUCGUCUUCAUAAGCAGCUUUCUUUAUUGGCAAUGGAAAACAAAAUAUUGGGAGCAAAGUUGCAGCAAAAAAAUCAGGACUCUGUCGUUUCAGAUCAGAGUAACACUGUUGAAACCAAAGAAAUUGCAUCCAAGCAAGAUUUUACUACUGCUAUGACUACUGCCUGUCCCAAAGAAAUCCAGGUAGAUCAGACAAAGUUAACUGCUGCCAGCUCUGAGGGAGGAUACAAUGUCAUCAAUUUGUUGGGAGGAUUGUACGACCAUAUGAAAUCACUUUUCAAGAGACCAUCCUCUCUUUUUUGUUUUUUUAGAAGACUCAGGAUAAUGUCUCAGUUGGUGGGAGUACGGCUAACUCUGCUGCUAUUGAAUCUGAUCUAGAGACCACGAGAAGAAUCGAUGUAGCCGUAUUGAGCUCAAAGCAUCUAUUCCUAGUACUGCCUAUUUUAAUCAUAAUUGCUGCGGUUUACUUGUCUUCACUUCAAGAUUAACGAAUUUACAUAACUCAGAAACAACUUCAUUGGCCAAGGAUAGGGUUAUUUCAUUUUGUAUCCUUAACCUCCAAAGAAACCAUUGACAGGUAGAUUUCCGAAUUUUGCUGGUUGUAUUGAACUUUGUAACGUCCUUGAUGACAGUGGAGAAUUUUCCGACUCUUGUCAAUGACUGAUAUUAAAGAUGGGACGAAAUCUGACUGACAAUGAGGAAGUGUGCUGCUAGGCUAAUGAUAUGACUACUUAGAUGGGUCUGACGGAAGAAGGAAAAGGAAGCAUUCGCUUUAGCUUAUACAGGUUCUAGUUUCAACCUCAUUCAUUUGUUUUUCCCUAUAGGUCACUUUUCUCUGGAAACAAGACUUGUUCAGUACUCUUGAAUAACGUUUCUUUGAUUUCUGACUGCUGUUGGAUCUAUUAAAUUGGCAUGAUGUUAAUACAGUAUCGGAUAUGAUCA
Molecule: messenger RNA, 2869 nt
Organism: Cucumis melo (muskmelon)
Lineage: Eukaryota; Viridiplantae; Streptophyta; Magnoliopsida; Cucurbitales; Cucurbitaceae
Product: WPP domain-interacting tail-anchored protein 1-like
Exons: 6
Coding region: 422-2305 (627 amino acids)
Source: RefSeq, a predicted model, not a curated record